AUGGGUGCCACAUCAGUUCAUCCUUCGCAGCGGCGUAUUUCUUGUGAGGCUUGCAGGAAACACAAAGCAAGAUGCCAACGAUUCAACCAGGACGACCCCAAAUGUGCGAGGUGCACAUUACUCGACUUGGCCUGUACCAGUGGGCAGCAGAAGAAUAUCGGGAGGCCUCGUAGGGCGGCUGCUUCUGUCACACCUUCGAAGCCGACCGUUAAGAAACCUACAGCCAACACGAGCCUUCGGGUAGUACCUCCUUGGGUCCCUCAAGACAAUGCUCUCCCCUCUACAGACACAGUGGACUGGACAAGCUUGAUGUCUUCAGCUUCCACCCCAGUCCAGGACACUGCCGCGGUCGAAAUCGAUGCCUUCAGUUCUGCAUGGCCCACCAUGGAGAUUAACUCUUUUGUCCAAUCUUCAAAUCCAUGGGAUACCUUUUUAGGCUUUGCCGACGCUGGAUUCAUUCCCUCCCAUGACUCGGCCUUUGGCGCUCUAGCACCAUCUUCUGACGUCCCACCAUUCUAUCUUACCCAAAGUCCACCAAGCACCCCAUCCAGCGACCAUGGUGCCUGUUUGGCCGAGGUACAUAGCCUCGAGAUAUCUGGAGGACCCAAAAAAGAAGAUUGCAUCGACGUGUCUAUAGCUCUCUCAGAGUUGUCCAGGAUGAAUAUCGACUUGCACAUUCGGGUCGCGGCCGCCGAUACCCAUAAAGCCGUCUUGAAAUUUGACAACUUGGUACAACGAGAAGGCCCCUUAUACAUUGAAGACAUCACUAUGGUCGAGUUCGUUACCAAAACAUCUUUGAGGCUGCUCCAGAUCGUCACCAGACUCCUUAGCAACCGACAAAACAUAGAUUCGCCAGCGGAAAAUACGCUUCCUCUAGAAACCCAGCCGAUAAAGCCGAACUCCCAGCAAAUAAGCCAGGCCGACGCAUUCUCUUGUUCACCUCCCAUUGCGCUUUUGAUCACGAGCAUUUUUACCCAGUUGAUUUCGCUUCACGAGCUAGUUCUUGGAUAUAUAAUCACCCGCGUCGAGCGAAUCUCUGUCGAUCCUCUCCCUUCAAUGACAGGUGUUUUGUUCAACGAUUUACCGCUUGAAAAUUCGUGCGCACAGGGUAUGCUCUUCUGUCAGGCCGUUAUAUAUCUACUGGGAAGAACAGAGACCGCUUUGGGCAUCAAUUCAAAAUCCAAUCCAAGUCAAGAAGGGUUGCUUUCAGCAAGGCAGAUAAAAGUACUUUGGGGUGAAUUGGACAGUAGACGUCCUAUCAUUCCAAAUCAUGGUCUUAUGCGACCCUCAACUUUGAGGAGGUUAUUUGGAAAGGUGGCAGGUAUCUUUAAGCAAAUGUUAGGGGAUUCUUCAUAUAGUUAA
Molecule: messenger RNA, 1362 nt
Organism: Fusarium sp. VM40
Lineage: Eukaryota; Fungi; Ascomycota; Sordariomycetes; Hypocreales; Nectriaceae
Source: the annotation of a GenBank genome assembly